AUGCAGGCACUGGGGAGCGUGUCAUUCAAGGUCGAGGGCUGCACAGGUGAAGCAGCACGCCGUGUCGUUCCCGAAACCGUCAACUGGUCCAGUCGGCUCCUCACGUGGCCGGGUCUUUGGACGUUCAAUGUUGCUCAUCAAACGUCAAUGCCAGCCCGCACCCAUGCGCGCACGACUGAAGACGCGAAUCUCGUCCAACUUGACGCUGCGUCACGACGGCCUGCGCGCCUUCGGGCUGGGACGGUCCGUUCACGUCGCAAGGUCCUCGACCCCGAAACAACGGCCGCCUCCGUGGAUGCUCGGGCUGCCAAACUGCCAUCCUUAUUUUGCACGCCGGGUGGUGGAGACGGCGUCCAUCAGCGCUGA
This is a messenger RNA of Metarhizium brunneum ARSEF 3297, 366 nucleotides long. RefSeq lists its product as uncharacterized. Lineage: Eukaryota; Fungi; Ascomycota; Sordariomycetes; Hypocreales; Clavicipitaceae. The record is from RefSeq and is a predicted model, not a curated record.